GGCCACCAGGUAAGGCCAGCUCGGCUGGCAUUCACCCCUCACUGGUACAGGCUCAGGGUGGGGUGCCUCUGAGGAGGGCUGGGACCUCAGUGCCAAGGAACUGAUCAUGUGGGGGCACGCUGGCCUGGAAGAGGUUAGCCCGCGGUCCCCUCCCAGGCCAUGCCGAGGCUGCUGCCGUCCCCAAAAUGUGGUGACAUUUCAUGUUGCAAUGCUGGGAGCACUGGUGACAUCACAGUGACCUCACCAUGAUUCACGGUGGUCACGGUCAUCAUGCAGCAACACCCAAACCUUCAGGACACAUCACCAUGGAGUCAUUCCGCUGGUCCACCUGGAUUAACCAGCAAGUCAGGGUCAGGGGUCACGUUUGGGGGCGGGGGGGAUUCCUUCUGAGCUCCAUGGGGUCUGUCCACUGUCCUCCUUGCCUUUCCUCCUCCAGGCAGGGCCCUGGGCAGCAGGCAGGUCACCUGAGUCCUCCCCGGUGAACAGAGGCCCGGUCUGCUGUGGAAAUGGGAGUCAGGAGGGUCAGGAGGGUGGCGGCUGUGUGCCUACGGGACCCUGCAGGGGGCCGGGUUAUCCUGGAGGAUGGCUGGGGCUCCUCCACCUCUGGCUCCCGGGCUGAGGUGCAUUUCCAGGCCCCGAGGGCCAGCAGAAAGCCCUCGUCACAGCCGGACAUGCUGGCCCUACCGGUUCGGGCAAGGCUGGGAAACGAACCAUCCUUAGGACGCCGGCCCCCACCCCUGUGCGGCCGGCCCUGCUUGACUUCCCACAGCCUACCAGCUCAUCCUGGAGCCUAGACCGAGUCCGGACUCUCACCCAGUUGGGCCUGGCACCCUGCCCUCACGCACCUGCCCGAAAACUGGAUGUGUACCAACAAAUCAGAUCCCCGUGUCGGGAUCCAUGUUCAAACCCAUUUCGUCUGACCCAGAGUCACAGUCUUCCAGCGAGAGCCCAGGCCCUGCCGACCUCUUGGCCAGGUGACCCUGGCUGAGUCACUCCACCCUCUAAGGUGCCUUUUUUAUACUGUGGCUCUUGUGUUACGUGACCUGGGCCCAGUGUGGCAGAGCCCAGAUGUCAAUAGUAACGAUGGUGGGCCAUUGUCAUCAACUUUAUUUCUGCCCAGAUGGCACAGCCAGGUAGGACAGGCCCCGUAGGUGGCGUCCGCUAAGCAGUCAGCACGAUGCCCUUGCGCGCACGGACUCCGUGGCCAGGCCAUCCGUGGGCCGGUCAGACCUGGAGCACCCCCACCCGCAGAUGCUCACCCCUGACUCGGCAUGUGGGGGAGGGCAGGAUUACAACUUGAACAGGAAGACCUUGACUUGGCUCGGAGGCAUGUCAUCAGGCCAGCAGGCGUGGCAUACGGCCAUGCUGGCCCCCGGUCGGACCAGCCCUGCAGCCACGGUGCCCGGGUCCCCCAGCUCAGCCAGCAGCCCCAGGUCCCCCAGCACCCCGAGCUCGGAGAAGGCAGCCUCCCCGCUGGAAUGCUCCAUCUGCUUCUCGGGCUACGACAACCUCUUCAAGACGCCGAAGGAGCUCUCCUGCACACACGUCUUCUGCCUGGAGUGCCUGGCACGGCUGGCGGCCGCCCAGCCAACCGGCCAGCCGGGCAGCGAGGCCGUGCCCUGCCCGUUCUGCCGGCAGCCUACGGCUGUGCCUGCCGCCGGGGCCCCCGCGCUGCGCACCAGCCGCCAGCUGCAGGCCAGGAUGCCGGCGCACCUGCGGCGGGAGGAGCCCGUGUGGCUGGAGGGCACGAAGCUGUGCUGCCGCCCACCGCCCUCCGCGCCGGGCCUUCCCGAGCCUGGCUUCGUGUGUGUGGACGUGGGCCUGAGCAAGCCUGCCCAGCCCGCCGCACCCACGCCCACUCCAGACCCCGCGCGCCACCGGGGCCGCCUGGCCCGCUGCUGGGCCCGCUGCAGGAACUGGAGGCGGGUGGCGCUGGUCACAGCCCUGCUGCUGGUGCUCUCCUGUGUGGUGCUCUGGCCCGUGCAGUGCGCGCUCAAGACUGGGAACUUGCACUGCCUUCCUCAGCCCUCUGCGGCCACGGCCACGGCCACGGCCACCGCUUUCUCUUCUGGGCCCCUGGCUGACAACUAGGGUCAGCCACCCCUGCCCCAGCUGCCCGCGUGGGUCCCUUGCCCCCCGCUGGGUCACAGGUGCAGCAGCUCUUGGGAGUUGGUCCCCUGGAGGAGCCCCAACAUCUCUGAGGACCCCAUUUCCCAUUCGACUCACCUUCCUUGCACUCUGUGGUGCUGGGUCCCGACGGCAUGAAUAAAAGGGUCCCCGAAGACUCCAAGAAUCACAGGCUCCCACGGAUCCCAGAGCCCACCUUCCUCUUUCCCAGGGUGCAGAUGGAGACCCGGGCCCAGGAGAGACGGCCUUGGUCAGAUCCCUCCCUCUACGCUGUGAACCGCCUGCAGUGGGAGCCCUUGGCUGAGAAGGGAGGGGACUCGCCAUCUUUAUUUUCACAUUUCACCCAUGGCCCCUUCCCCAGGCAGGGCUGGCCCCUCCAUUGUGCGGGAAGUGGGGAGGGCGGGGGGGGGGGGGUGGCGACCAGGGGGACAGAGGGCAGCAGCAAGAGGCCGGGUCCCCCGGUGCCCACCCCCCUCUCCUAAACUGUACAUUUUUAAAUAAAUUAUUUUGUAUCCA
This is a messenger RNA of Acinonyx jubatus (cheetah), 2643 nucleotides long. RefSeq names its product ring finger protein 223 (gene RNF223). Bases 1252 to 2091 code for a protein of 279 amino acids. Gene Ontology annotation, molecular function: ubiquitin protein ligase activity. Lineage: Eukaryota; Metazoa; Chordata; Mammalia; Carnivora; Felidae. The record is from RefSeq and is a predicted model, not a curated record. Gene Ontology annotation, biological process: protein ubiquitination. The transcript is spliced from 2 exons.